Molecule: messenger RNA, 2005 nt
Organism: Schistosoma rodhaini
Lineage: Eukaryota; Metazoa; Platyhelminthes; Trematoda; Strigeidida; Schistosomatidae
Source: the annotation of a GenBank genome assembly
AUGGUUUUCAGGAAAAUCAAUAAAGUAUCGAGUAUAAAUCAACGUAAAAGUACUAAUCGAUCUCUUCCUGGGAGCUUCGGCCGUCUUCAGUAUCUACAGAAUUUGAUUGGCGAAUAUCAGCAAACUUCAGUAGCCGAACACAAGGAACAGAUUUUAGCCAACCUCGCUAAUUUCUGCUACGACUCUCGAAACGGCCCACAGCUUCGUCAACUGCGUGUCAUUGAUCUCUUUUUUGACUGCAUCUUAGAACCAUCAAGUGCGUGGUUCAAAACUGCCUUUCAAUCCGGAUCAAAUUUGAAAGUUGAUGUAGGCGAAGCUCGUCUAGCUGAAUUCGCCCUUGGAGGUUUAUCUAAUCUUUCAGCUUCAUCGCCUCUAAGUCGUCAAGAAAUUCUCGAUCACAUACACUUACCGUGUAUUGUGGCUUGUGCUACAUCUCCAGACUCCACAGUUGUUGUACAUUCACUGACUAUUAUCGUACACUUGUUUACUCGUUGUCCGAAUUCAGAUUUCAUUUCUUUGGGUUCGAGAUUUCCUGCUAUAAUCCAAAUAGCCCGUCAGUAUUUGCAUUCUUAUUGUCAGCUGCCCUUAGCUGUUUUACCUGAAAUCCGCAAGAGGAAUUUAAAUGAGAAAUUACUAUCGACUUGUUCUCAACCUAAGAGUGAUAAACUUGAUCUGAAUUCACAGUCUGAACCACCGCCAUAUCAGUUACCUGGUUCAUCAGUUGACCAAAAUACAAGUGCUGUUGAUAUAGAAUGUGAAAAUCACUCUUACACAUCUGAAAAAUCCCAAUUAUUUGGAAGUACUUCAGUUAAUAAAUGGGCUCCUAAUCCUCUAGUAACAUCGUCAUCGUCAUCAUCAUUCUCACCAUCAACAUCAUGUCCAACUACAAUAGAUCUGGUUUUAACUCAACCACCUGCUGUCCUACUUUUCAAACAUUACGCAUCAAUUGCUGCAGGUCUUUCAAAGGCUCGUCUUACAGGUUUAGUUGUUUCAACUGCUUUAGUCGGUUGUGGCUUAGCAGCAUCUACUAGUAUGGUAUCACCUGAAUUCCUGGAAAAUUGUUAUUCGACUGUAAUUUGUUUAGCUCUUGGAACUACACUAACCAGUUCUGCUGCAAAUACAAUCAACCAAAUUAUAGAAAUUCCUUACGACAGCCAAAUGACUCGUACACGAAACCGUGUACUCGUUCGUGGUUUAACUACACCCGGCAGAGCAGCUCUUUUUGCAAUGGCUUGUACUGGUUCUGGACUAUCACUGCUUUAUUUCGGUGUAAAUCCUCUUGUUACUUCAUUGGCUGCUGUAAAUAUGUUAUUGUAUACAUGUAUAUAUACACCAUUGAAACAGAUUAGUCAAGUUAAUACAUGGGUUGGAGCUUGGGUUGGUGCUAUACCUCCAUUGAUGGGUUGGGCUGCAGCUACUGGACAAUUACAGUGUGGUUCAAUAAUCCUAGCAUGUUUGUUGUAUGUAUGGCAAUUUCCACACUUUAUGGCACUCAGCUGGAAUAUGCGUAGUGAAUAUUCCAAAGCUGGUUACUCAAUGACGUCUAUAAUCAAUCCGGAUUUAUGUAAACGAGUUGCUUUACGUUAUUCAAUAGCAUCAAGUUUAGUUUGUUUAGCUGGUGCUGGUUGCAGUGCUAUAAGUUUAGGACCAUGGGCUGGUUGUGCAUUAGGCAUUGGUUCAUUGCCAGCUAAUAUAGGUUUAAUUUAUUAUGCAUGGAAAUUUGCUAAAUCCAAUUCGAAUGUUGGUGAUGGAAGUUCUGCUGCUGCAAGACGUUUAUUUCGAGCAACAUUAUUUCAUCUACCUGUAGUUAUGAUCACUGUAUUAUUGGGUUCUUAUUGUUCUAUCAAUGCUGGACAUAUGUAGUGAUAUAUCUGUAGACGAUUGGAUUAGGCUUAUUAAUAUAUGUACCUAGAUAUUGUAUAACGUAUUGUCGUUUUCGUUUUUUAGUACAUUACCUUUAAUUUGUCUCCUUUUUGUAUUACCCAUGCUCUGUAUGCAAAUGGAG